AUGGAUAAAAACAAGGAAAAAGCUGUUGAUUUGACCUACACAGUAGAAGAAGCAAUAGAAACAUACGGAUUAGGCCUUUUCCAGUUGCGUGUAGUCGGAAUUUCGGGAAUACUACAGGCAAGUUUCGUCCUGAAAUUUGGAUACACGUAAAUAAAUCGUUAAUAAUAGUCUUAGUAGCGUGCUUAUUGGCCAAUUUUUGGAAAGUUUUUGCGGUCUCUAGUCCGGCUAAUUUUAGCAAUUUUCAACUAAACUGAAAUAGGUUGUAAAGUAAUAUAAUAACUAAAACUAUGCAUUACACUUUUUUGUUUAUUCAUUAGAAUUUUGCUUUACCAUGAACUACGUUGGGUAAUUUGAACUCAGAUUAAACAACCAUUUACCAAACCCGAUCCCGAAUUAUACGCUGCCGUAGUAGCAAACUAUAUCACGACGACAUCUAGUAGAUAUAAAUUUUCCGAGAUAUUUAUAUCUACUACGUAUCGAUUUUGUCCGUUAUGCAGAUAUCGAGUAGAUAUUUUUUCGAGAUUCUACGAAAUCCUCGAUAGCGACACCCCAGGCAUUGCGUACGCUGCGUUUGCUUGUUCUAAUACUCGUAUUUUUUUUAGUACUGUCAGUUCGCCUUAGCCACCCCAAUCCCGGCAUACUUAGCCUGCAGAUUUACGCGUUAUAACGCGUUGAACGGCUAAAUUUACGCGACUAUUUCAGCGGUGAUUACUUGAUUGCCCAAAAAUAGCUAUUUCAAGGACACGGUAGUUGGAAAAAUGUUAGUCAAUUAAAUAAUUUUAAAAAAAUUAAUACAUUGAUGGCGUUUUCGAGGCUGAAGGCCGAUGAUUUGUUGAACAUCGACGAUUGUCGUCUAUAUGGUAGGAUUUAUAUUAUAAAAUUCAAAUUUAUUCACCUGUCCAUUUUGUCCUGUAACCGUCCUUUUGGUGACAUUAGACGUAGUUAUCCAAAAACCUUUCGAGUUUUUUUGCGAACGCAUACGCGAGGUGGGAUAGCUUGGCAGCGCCGUUGGUGUUUUAAGCACCGAAAACGUCUACAAAUUUAGAUAGUGGGACGCUUAAUUACAUACUUACACAAUAUAACUUUAUGAACUUCCGAAUUGCUGAGGCUGUCUUUCAGUUUGCGCCACUUCAAGUCCACAAGGAAGGAAAUUUCGUCCUCAAAAAGCUCAAAGAAUACGCAUUUCACACAGUCGUCCAGGCUGUUUCAGCCUAGGCAGGUGAGGAAUGACACCUUAUGUUUUGUAUAGUGAUAAAACGGACAGCCGACAAGUUGAUUCCUAAUUCUUGUGUCCUCCAGCAAUGCGUCUAACUGGCGGACUUCCGCUGUCACUUAAUACCAACGAUGUACAUAUAUCAUCUCCCUCAUACUCGGGAAACUCAAUGAUUCCCAUUUAUGUAUGCGUCAUGACGCACAUUUCUGUUGAUGGACUAAAAAUCCGACUGUGGUGUAGAUCUCUGCAGCCUUCACAAUGUCAUCCAUUAUGCAGCCUAAUCUACUUUUGGAUCCACUAGCACAUGUAAUGUGCUGGCUUCUACAAAACUAAAUUUCCUUGCAGAUAAGUCUACGUGUCCACACAUCCGUCCACUAUGCAUUUAUUAAACAAAUUCACCGACCAGAUAUAUUAAACUAGUUUUACUUAACUGAAAAUGACUGGGAUCCCCAAUGACCUCCAUAACCACCCAUCUGCAGUUUUUUAGAAUACUGGACGGAUAAAAUUCGCUGCAAUUAGAUUAUGCCGAAUCGGUCAUUUCACUUGCGCAUAAGGCUAAAGCAAGGGGAUUUUAUAGUUGACCUGAGGUGUCGCAUCAAACGAAUGGCCACAGUUUGGUCUUGUGCGUCCUUUCAUACGCGCGGUUUCUCCGGACGGUUUUGAAAGCGUCCAUUUGCUUUCUUCUUUUGCUUAUACUUUCCACAGAACUGGUGUUUCCGUUGCAUGUAGACAUCUAUUCACAACUUCGAAAAACAGAGUUGUAUAAAAACACCUACCUAGUUAAAAGAAGAUUCCCUUACCAAGAUACGUAAGUUCCACGUAGGUUCCAUGUGGAACCGGUGCGCCCCUGAUCAUAGUUAUUCUGGAUGAGGAGUAGCAUACAAGAUUCUUUCUGAACUGUUUGUUGAUCGUUCUAAAUGUUUGUUCCUUCUACACUAAGUGUGAUUGUCAAGCUUCCUUUUGUCAUCGGGAUACUUUACUCUAACAUCUCCAUAUAUACACAAAGUAGUUUGAACUACCCGAAAAUAUCAAAUGAUAUAUAAACAUACAGGGUCAAGGUUUCGUUAUCAGGCGACAAUAGGUUUGUCUUAAGGGGGACAGAAACGGACAAUUGGUUUUUGCAGUCUUCGGGCUUUGCGCGUAAUAACGCUGAUGCCUUGGGUGUCUUAAAGAACUUCAUGUGCGGUUUUGAUAUCUAUUGAUAUUUUUCUGAUGCAGCACCUUCCACUUUCAUCAGGAAACCAUCCAGGCUAGCCUUUAAAAUUGUUUUUACAGUGCGUAUAUAUCUAAAUUACGCCUUAAAUAUGUUGUUGUCGGAAUUAUGUAAAUUCUGCUUGGGUGGUUCACGUUCUUACCUACUAAAUCGACAGUGAGUUUUCGAGGAUUAUUUUUCUGUUCCGAGACUUUGUGGACGCUGGAGUUUUCUAUGUUAUCGUUAAAAUAUCCCAUAUUUUGAGACUAAACCAAGUGUGACUAAGCCUGCUUUUAUGGUCAUAAAUAAGCAUUCUCGGAAUUUUUCCUACAGAUCGUCCUCAAUUAUUUACCCAUCCGCAUUGAACACAGGUCCAGCCCAUGCAAUCAUAUUUUCCACUGGUAUUUGACUGGUGUGUUCGUGUCUAGCUCUUGGUGAAUUAAUUUUACGCGAUAAUCAAAGCAUCAGAUUAGACGCAACAAGCAUGGUUGUUACUGACUACCUUAAUUCGAAUGAAAGCAUAAAUGAAACAUGAUUCGGUCGGUAAUCUGUAAAGAGAUGGGACAAAAUUAAGAAGUGGCCUGUUGCCUUACCUGAGCGUGCUGUACGUGCUCUGCUGUAACUCUGCAACAAAAUUCGGAACAUUAUUCACAAUGCCAGUCAGCGCUUUAAGAAUUCGUGGGCUUAAGAUGGCGUUAGGUUCAGUUGUCUAGGGUUAAAGUACAAAAUAUUAAACAAUAAGUUUACUGUUUCAUUGUGCAGCUAUUCCAAAUGUAAAUUUCUGUCUGAUCUUCCGCAAUUAUGCUUAUCCUUUACGCACAUCAAGUCUGUCAUUAAGAUUCCUUCAAGAUACUACGUCAUUGUCUUAAGUUAAGCUAUCCAUCGUCGUGGGGAAACUGAAUUUUACUACUUUUUAUGGCCUUGACGGUUUUAUCCAAACUACUGGUGCGUACAAUAGUGGAAUAUUCAUUGCUCAUGAUUACAAAAGUUCCGCUUUCUUAUUUUAGUCUGCUGACGCAAUGGAACUUUUGUUAUUAUCCGUCCUCGGCCCAACACUGCGUUGCACUUGGAAUCUUGUACCCUCAGAAGUUGCUUUCAUUACAACGGUUCGUAUUUCUAUCAUGCAAUGCUUGUUUUUUUAAUGAAGCAGUUUUUGAUAUUAAGUUCUACCGUGUACACUAACUGACCAAAUCAGCCGGGCUACUUUGGUCAUUUUAUGUUCAUCCAGAAGUUUUUUAAAUGCAAGUUACAUUAUUUUCUGCAGUGAUUUUUGCACCAAAAUUAAUGUCAGGCCAGUUCACCAAUGCGGGCUGGGCGAUGGUAUUCUGAAUUCGCAUUAGCAGACAACAAUUAAAAACAUAUUCUUUCCCUGUGGGAGUUUUCAGCACAUGUAAACUGCAACAGAACCUAUAACGGAUGUUUGAGCGUGUUUAUAUAUCUGGUACCAAGAGUCUCUUCGAGUGUCUGCCGUCUGCUCAUUGAGUAAGGCAUUUCUUAAAGAAUAGCACGAAAAGUGUACAAAUUUUGGCCAGAUAUUUUUACUGACAAAAUACUGUACCCGCCAUUGUUUACAGCCUUUUAGUGGUCUUUUUGUAUUGUAAAGAUGGAUGAGUCCACUGCAAACUACGUUUUGUGGGCAAAGAACUUCCAUGAUCACAGCAAAUUAAACUAAGGAAUAAUACAGUUAUUUAUUCGCGUGUUUAUUCACCCACCCUGUCCUACUUUAUCUAAGAAAGAUUAUGCACAAUCGUGUCCACAUGAUGUUUCUUCUGAAAAUGGACAUUUUACGCAUUGGGUAUUAAUCAUAUAAGAAGUCGCCAUUUUAGGCGGAAUUGGCGAGUUGUGUUGUCCAUUUCUUAUUGACAUUUCUCUCGCUUAACAUCCAAUGUCCUGUGGAUAACUCGUGUCUUUAGCAAGCGGAAGACAUCUCCUCAAGAACGUUACUUGCUAAGCCAUUACUGCAAAAGAAGCUCUUAUUUUUGAGAAAGUCGCACGUUCGUCUGGGACGGCAACCUGUUGGACGUGGCUUGUAUGCAAGUAAGAGGACAUUGCGGCACAAAUAUUCUGCUGAUCUUUAAAGGGGAUUUUGCGGAAGGUUUCUGAAAUCUUUUCAGUUUUGGGUUAGUCGCUUAUUCUCAUACGUUCGUGCCAGUAUGCAUCCGGUCCCAAAAGCUGACAGCAGCAUAACUUUAGUACAUGUUUUGCCUUAGUUUUUCUCUAGAGACACUUUCCAGCCUCUGUGGUAGCUGCCUUGUGCUCUUUUAAAAUACAUGGUUUUUGACCAGAAUUUAACAGCUCAAAUUGGGAUAGGGUUGGGAUAACACAUCGACGACAUUGCACUUUCGAAAUUAAGAGGAGUGGCAGGUAGGGAAUUAAAUUCCCGGCUCCCGGUGGAGCCUCGUAGCUGAGAUGGUUAGCUCGCUAGUUGAAACCAAGCCUCGUCCUUUCUGUCGUGGAUUCGAAUCACAACGAGGCCUCUUAGUUUUUUUACAAUUGGUUCAGAUGAAUAAAUCCAUGGUGUUACCCACUAGGCUUUCUUGACGACUCCUUUAAAUUAACUGUGGAGUGUUUAGCGUUUAAGUGUCGCAAGUAAACACUUAUUUGCCCUAACCCCACUGGCAACUUAGUUAAAUUCGUAUUGGACUUUAUGCCAAUCUUUGACUUCUAUGUGCGGGACAGGUCGAACCAAAAUAGGAAAAUAUUCACGAAGAAGUCCAUUUUUAGCAAAGUGCCUAUUCUCCACAUUCCUUUGGCUUUAAGCGAAGGCCGAAUGCAGCGUCCUCCGGAAAUAUAAGCCAGUUACCGUUAAAGACUACAACCAUAGAAUGUUUCUCUGAGGUAUGACAGUUCGACCAUCGUUAACGAUGGUGUCUGCCUUGCGUCCCACGGCGCGGUGACGAUGGCUUGUGUUGCGUCUACUGCACUUUUCCCCCUCUCACCUGCCUGAGGCCAGUGUCAAGAGGAACGUAGACAGGAUCAUGCACGCUGGCUGGCAGGGUUGAUCAGACUCUUUAUGCUUGCCACACCCGGUCCGCGCACGACGGGCCAAAUUUUUUGUGCAAAGAAUAAUGGGCCAAUCUGCUCCUAACUGAGUGGGAGUGCCGUGGAGGCCAUGUUAGAGGAACCAUUUCAGCCUGAGUCUCCGUCAUGAGAGGACUGAGUUAUCCUGUCAGUUGGUAGCCUUUCAAACCUCGGCUUUUAGAAGAUUGUGCCAGUUUAAAAGAGUGUCAGGUUGUCUACGGCGUUGAAUUCCGUGAGUACACGGUCAUAAGAGUCAGUCAUACUCUCUAUUCCCUCUCGCAGUGACCAGCUCACUCUCGGAGCAGGUCGGCCAUCUAACGUUGGGAAUUGGGCGCAAGUGGCCGGCGCGGCGUGGGACUGCACUUAUGCGUGCUAGGACACCCCCCUAUAUAGCUUUCUUUAUGGGUACACCGUCCGAAUAACGUGUGCCGUACCCAAAUCUGCUCCUCUUGUUGGUCCAACGCAUAUCCCACGUGGCCCGUUGUCAGUGAUAUACAUAUAAUCAGCUCGAUCGCCGUGAAUGACAGUGUCCACCGUUUACUCCACAGUAGAGUGAAUUUAGGGACAUCUUUUAUAGUGACAGUAGACUCGCGCAGCAUCCACCGCACCCCCUCUUUCCGGAUCCUGGAUCCGGUGUUAAGACAGAGAGGAGAUGGUCGGAGGCAGGUAGGGCGUAGGUGGUUGGCACGGACAAAACCCGCAUCUAAGCUUGCCGCCACAUCCCUGAUCCACAAGAGAAAAGAGGGCGGGAACUCGGAGCCCAUUGGGUGGGACCGCUAUAGAAGCCACAUUAAAAGAAAGCACUGCAGCCUGGCACUCAGUUCCUUAAUCGGCCACUCCCCACAAGCACACACUGGGCUGACUGAGAGGUCCGAGUUACCCUCUCAAUAGGCAACCUUUCAAACCGCCGUGAUAGUCACAAGCGCGUCAUACUGUUUAAAGUGGGGAAUUAUGUGCUGAGUAUUGGCCUUUCUCACUCCUCCCUAUCCUGUGCAUCAGUCCACUGUCCGAGCUAACUAAAUGAUGCUGAGAUUGGGAAAGGUGACUGACAGAGCUAAGAGCAACUUGACUGCGCACGCCACAAACGCGACCUGUACCCCAUACACACACCAGGACUUCACCCACACACAGGGGGUGAAUGGCAUGGAUCCUACAUGCACCAGAGGAGCCGCGAUGAGAAGGGGACCCAAGGGUACAUUGUCCAUUUACUUGAGAGAGACUGAUUAUGUGAGAUGUUGGAGGUGUUCAUUUGUGGUGUAUGUGUUUGUGAAGGAUGUGGUGAUGCGGUCGUGUUUGCGAGGGCAGUGCUGUCAAUUAAGGUUCUCCAUUCUCUGUGCGAUGGAUUCCCAAAUGACCGACCAGGCAGAUGUGCAAUGCGCACGUGUGGUGGCAGUAUGGGCAGGACAGGUAGGGGGAUGUUAGAUCGGUUCCGGUGAUGGUGCUGCCGACGGUCGGUGCUCUUGUCGAUGGGAAUGCGAGAGUUGGUGGAUGUGCAAGAUGUGUUAAGCAUGCCAAUAUUGUGGUGAAUUUCGCUGUUGUGGGUAGGCAUGUGACCGAAUAGGCCCAUGCAGCCUAUCCAUGUGUGUGGACAAUGUGAAAAGCAAAGGCGUAUGGGGCGAAUGUAUGUGGGGCUCCUGGCGCUGGUGCGCCGGUGGCAGUGCGAUGGAUCCGCAAGUAACCGAUCAGGCCGAUGUGUGAUGUGAAUGUGCAAUCGCACUAACGACAGGUCGGGACCGAGUCCACAUCCCCGAAGGUGGACGUGAUGAUGAUGAUGAUGAUGAUGAUGAUGAUGAUGAUGAUGAUGAUGAUGAUGAUGAUGAUGAUGAUGAUGAUGAUGAUGAUGAUGAUGAUGAUGAUGAUGAUGAUGAUGAUGAUGAUGAUGGGUAG
Messenger RNA from Spirometra erinaceieuropaei, 7313 nucleotides. Lineage: Eukaryota; Metazoa; Platyhelminthes; Cestoda; Diphyllobothriidea; Diphyllobothriidae. The record is from the annotation of a GenBank genome assembly.